GCGCUCCCAGGCUUCUGCGCCUGCGCAUGGCCGUGCGCCUCACCCCUUGCCCCGUGGCCCACGGGUCCCGAUGCCGAUAUGGUGCUGUCCGAGCUGGCCGCGCGCCUGAACUGCAGCGAGUACAAGAACUGGGUGAAGGCAGGCCACUGCCUGCUGCUGCUGCGCGGCUGCCUGCAGGGCUUCGUCAGCCGCGAGGUGCUCGCCUUCCACCGCGGCCUGCUCGCCGCCGCCCCCGGCCUGAGCCCCCGCGCCACCUGCCGCAGCGGCUCGCGGUGCAGCCCGCGUGCCCGUCAGUUUCAGCCUCAGUGUCAGGUGUGCGCAGAGUGGAAACGGGAAAUUUUGAAACAUCACACCAACAGAAAUGGAGAUGUCCACUGGGGAAACUGCCGGCCGGGCCGCUGGCCGGUCGACGCCUGGGAGGUGGCCAAGGCCUUCAUGCCCCGAGGACUGGCAGACAAAACGGGACCCGAGGAAUGUGACGCGGUUGCUCUUUUAAGCCUCAUCAACUCCUGUGAUCACUUUGUGGUUGAUCGAAAGAAAGUCACAGAGGUGAUUAAGUGUCGUAAUGAAAUCAUGCACUCUUCAGACAUGAAAGUAUCUUCUGUGUGGCUCCGGGACUUUCAGAUGAAGAUCCACAAUUUUCUGAAUGAAUUCAAGAAUAUCCCAGAGAUCAUGGCGGUGUACUCUCGAAUAGAGCAGCUGUUGACAUCCGACUGGGCUGUUCACAUCCCUGAGGAAGAUCAGCGAGAUGGGUGUGAAGAUGAAACAAGAAUUUACUUGACGGAGAGCCAAGUCAAUGAGAUAGAAAUGGAAUUACUAAAGGAAAAACUUCAAGAGCUGUAUCUUCAAGCAGAGGAACAAGAGGUGUUGCCUGAAGAGAUCUUAAAUCAACUGGAAGUGGUGAAAGAAUUUCUGAGAAACAACAAGGAUCUUAGAAAUGGCCUCGCAGAAGAUAUGCACAAGCUGGACAGCCUGCAUCAGCAGCAUGAAAAACUGGAUUCGAAGGAACCUGGGGCACAGACACCCGAGGGGAAGACCUGAGUUUGACUGUUAACACAAAUCAGGCAUGUUCUGUGAAAGUCAGCCCAGCUUCCACCUCAGCCACCUUUUCCAUGGAAGAGGAAAAACGCACCAGAGUAUGCCACCCAAAGAGGAGGGAAUCUGUGUUGUCUUUUUUCUGGACUUUCUUUCCUUUGAUUCUUUGAGACUGUUUUUAAAAUAUGCAUAAGCUUGGUGUUACGUGAUCUGGACCGACCAAAAGAUAUUAGCUACUCUUAUGCCAAACUUGCUCUCAUUCAGGGGUUUUUGUUGUUUGGUUGGGGGAGGGGGUUGUUUUGCUUUGCUAUUUAAAAGGCGAGUUUCUUUUCUGAUCCCCAGACUCUGCGUAAACAGCAAAGGCUGUGUUCAGCUGGCCUGUGUGAAGGGUCACACAGAGUUCUCUGCCCACUGGCACACAAGUCCUGUCCCCACACCCCUGCCUGGAAGUCUCACUCAUGAGGAUGCCCAAGGCGCAGCUGUGAUGUCAACGUUGCGAUAGAAGUCCUUCCCUUUUCUUUCUUUCUUUCUUUUUUUUUUUUUUUUUUUGCUGGAAGGCAAGGAAAGAAUUGGCCUGAAAGUCCAUUUUCUAGCCAUUUCCAAUUACUACCGAACUUUUACUACCUAUUUCUGGUAGCCUGAGGCAGUAGGACAAGGAGCAGGACACAGGCCACCAUCACAGGGAUGUUCUAGAAAGUUCCACAGUUGCAAGCUUGUUUAUGUACCCUUAGGAAAAGUCAACUCCUGUGGCAAUCAGUUGUUUCUGUCCCAUUGUGUCCUGUGCUCAAUGAAUAUUUGUUGACUGAAGAGUCAGUUGAUCGCUUAGAGGUAUAAAUGUUAGUUACACUGUUAACUAAACCUGGUCCUUUGUUAUAAGAUGGAAGAAUGACAUUUUAACAUUUUUAAGGAAGUUCAAAGACAUCAUUUUCUUUCAAAAAACUUACAAAUUCAGGAGUUCCCGUUGUGGCUCAGUGAUUAACAAAUCCGACUAGGAACCAUGAGGUUGCAGAUUCGAUCCCUGGCCUCGCUCAGUGAGUUAAGGAUCCUGCGUUGUCGUGAGCUCUGGUGUAGAUCGCAGACUCAGCUUGUAUCUGGCGUGGCUGUGGCUUAGGCCAGUGGCUACAGCUCUGAUUCGACCCCUAGCCUGGGAACCUCCAUAUGCCGCGGGUGCAGCCCUAGAAAAGGCAAAAAGACAAAAAAAAAAAAAUUUACAAAUGCAUUCAUACUUCCUCCUACCCAAAAGGUCAUCCACUUUUGAUUUUGUUCUGCUUGUUUCCUGAACCGGAAACCCCCUGUCCCAUUGUUUGAAGUGGUCUGUGGGAUCAUGUUUAAGCUCGCCUUCCCCUAUGUCUGCUCAUUUCCAAAGCCAGCGGUCCUGAACUAGGCCAUGUCACUCCUGGACCCUCAGGGACGGAAUCGUCACAUUCACCACUGCCUGGAGAAGAUGCUUUGGAUCCGAGCCCAAGUAAAGCCAUGCUGCCUUGCUUAUGCCCCUGCCCAUCAAGGAUGUGAUCUGUGAUCUGUAGAGAAUGGGCAGGUGGAGGGGGGCCAUAUAUUUGGUAUGUUUUUACAUUAAAACUUACUUGAUGUAAAUCUGUAA
This is a messenger RNA of Phacochoerus africanus (Common warthog), 2635 nucleotides long. It is a transcript of the gene CXHXorf38, whose product is annotated as chromosome X CXorf38 homolog. Bases 79 to 1041 code for a protein of 320 amino acids. Lineage: Eukaryota; Metazoa; Chordata; Mammalia; Artiodactyla; Suidae. The transcript is spliced from 7 exons. The record is from RefSeq and is a predicted model, not a curated record.